AUGGCUUGUGGAGAAGAAACCACGUCAACAAAGACCAAAAAGGGGAGCAUUGCUCCGGAGGCUCAAUCCUUAAAAAGGGAGGAAGCGCCUAAGGAAUCUGCCGAAAUCAAGGUUCCAGAAAUCAAGGUUCCAGAAGCACCCAAACAUACAAGGGUGCCAGAUGCCAUCCAGAGGAAAUUGGCGGCCGAGAAACAGAAGGGCCCCCAGCCCAGCAGGUUGGCGCAGGAACUGCGCAAUUACCAGGCCGAGAGGAAGAGGCAUUUGAUGGACGCAUAUGUCCAGAUCACGGGUCUGGACUCAGGAAAAACGCGCGGAGUCAAGGCGCUGCUCGAUAGCGGCUGCAGUACCUGCUGCAUUGAUACCGACUAUGCACGGGCGGAGAAGUUGGAUAUUCAAGAGCUCCCACAACCCAUUGUGGCUCGUAACGCCGACAACACCGAGAAUAUCAGCAGUCGGAUCACGCAUUACGUUGACCUAAGGCUAAGAAUCGGUCCUCAUGUGGAGACACGCACAUUCCUUCUGACAUGUCUAGGGAAAGCUUGGAUCUUCAUCAGUCUUGAUUGGCUCACGGAACACAACUCCGAGGUAGAUUCGCAGGAGCUGUAA
Mycena citricolor is the source of this 606-nucleotide messenger RNA. The record is from the annotation of a GenBank genome assembly. NCBI's taxonomy places the organism in Eukaryota, Fungi, Basidiomycota, Agaricomycetes, Agaricales, Mycenaceae.